AUGUCCCAUUACAGGCGUAGCUAUUCCCGUGAUGGAUCUUAUGAUGAUUAUAGUUCAAGACGCCACCAUAAAAGGGAAUUAGAUAGAUACGAACAUAAGUAUAGGAAAAGAAGUAGAAGUAGAAGCCAUUAUCGUAAGAGAUAUCGAUCAAGAUCGAGAAGUAGAAGUCGAGGUAGGGACUAUUAUAGAGAUUAUGACAGAGAUAGGGAUAAACGCUCUUUCUCAAUAGAUAAAAACUCAUACUCUAGAGAUAAACGUCAUCAAUCAGAAGCUAGUGACUCAGAGAAGAAAACAGCUAGCUCAUCCUUGACUAGUGAAUUUACAUUAAAGAAGAAGCAAUCGUCAUGGGAUAGCCUAACUCCAGUAUCAAGCAUAAGCCCUGAACUGUGUGAUACAAAAUCUUUGACAAAUAACAAAAAAACUGAACAGUCAAAAGCACAAGAAGAAUCACAGAAAAGUGCAAAGAUAUACAUAGGAGCGUUGGAUCCGAGUUGUACAAUUGAAGAUAUACGAGUCAUUUUCUCAUCAUUUGGUGAUAUUUUAAACAUUGAUCUACCAACUGAUCCUGAAACUAAUAAGGUUAAAGGGUUUUGUUUUGUUGAAUAUAGGAAAAAGGAAUCAGCUGACCUUGCAUUGGUAUCUAUGCAAGGAUUCCAUAUAAAGGGGAAACCUAUUAAACUGGGACGUCCAAAUGUAUCAUCGUCGGGCUCAUCAUCAGGAAUUUGCCCAAUUGGAUAUAAUAACCCACUUUCAAACCCUCUGGCUGCAGGAGCGGUGGCUGCAGCAACACUAUUACAGAACAGAUCAGGAGUUAGAGUUGAUACAAGUAAUGUGUUGACCAAAAUAUCGGCAUCGACUCCAACAUUCACAAUUGGAGCAACUCCACCUGAACUCAAUGGUAAAAGAGUAGUUUUGGAGAAUAUUCCAUUUGAUCUGGCAGCAUCAGAUAUAAGAAGGAUAUUUGAACCUUUUGGAGCCAUUACGGAAUGUGUUUUAUACUCACGUGAAAUGUUACCCGGAGCAUUUUAUGCACUCGGUUAUAUAGACUUUGUAAAUGCAAACGUAGCACAAACAGUUUGCUCUACAAUGAAUGGGUUUGAAAUUGCAGGAUCUAAAAUACAAGUUACGAUGGCACCUGAGUCAUCAGUGGCUGGUACAUCAAACGUCAUUGUAAUCUAUAACAUGGUUGAUCCAAAGCUAGUUGACGAGAAUUUACAAAAUGAGGUAAAAGACGAGUGUAACAAAUAUGGAACUGUAACUUCGGUUUAUCUACACUUUUCGCCAAAUAACGAUUCGCUCUCAGUGUUUGUAGUUUUCAAUACUCCUCAAGAUGCCGAUAGUGCUGUAAGGGCAUUAAACACAAGGUGGUUUAAUGGAAGGCAAAUCAUGUGUAAAACGUAUGAUGCUUCAGCUUACUUCAGUGGGAACUACGACCUGUAA
Theileria annulata is the source of this 1440-nucleotide messenger RNA. Its product is annotated as RNA binding protein, putative. The record is from RefSeq and is a predicted model, not a curated record. The transcript is spliced from 7 exons. Gene Ontology annotation, cellular component: catalytic step 2 spliceosome; precatalytic spliceosome. Gene Ontology annotation, biological process: regulation of alternative mRNA splicing, via spliceosome; alternative mRNA splicing, via spliceosome; mRNA splice site recognition. Bases 1 to 1440 code for a protein of 479 amino acids. Lineage: Eukaryota; Apicomplexa; Aconoidasida; Piroplasmida; Theileriidae. Gene Ontology annotation, molecular function: RNA binding.